CCCGGAAGUGUGCCUGCGUUUGAUUUGAGCUGCUCCCUCCUCGCCAUUCAGUGGCGCGUACUCCAGUGUAGCAGCAGCAGCAGCAUAACGUAGACUAUGGCAGAGCAGGAUCCCACCCCGGAGCAGCUGGCGGCCAUCGCAGCGGCCAACGAGGAAGCGGAGGGCGGGGUCAACUACAAGCCCCCCGCUCAGAAGAGUCUGCAGGAGAUCCAGGAGCUGGACAAGGACGACGAGAGCCUGCGCAAGUACAAGGAGGCCCUGCUGGGGAACGCCGCCGCGGCUGCAGUAGACCCCAACGCUCCCAAUGUCCAGGUGACACGCUUGACCCUGAUGUGUGAGACGGCGCCGCUGCCCCUGACCCUUGACCUACAGGGAGACCUGGAGUCCUUUAAGAAACAGUCCUUUGUCCUGAAGGAAGGCGUGGAGUACAAGAUAAAGAUCAGCUUCAAGGUCAACAAGGAGAUUGUGUCGGGACUGAAGUAUGCCCAGCAGACCUACAGGAAAGGAGUCAAGGUUGACAAGUCAGACUACAUGGUGGGGAGCUACGGGCCGCGGCCGGCAGAGUAUGAGUUCCUGACUCCUCUGGAGGAGGCCCCUAAAGGCAUGCUGGCCCGCGGCACCUACAACAUCAAGUCCAAGUUCACUGAUGACGAUAAGCACGACCACCUCUCCUGGGAGUGGAACCUUAACAUCAAGAAAGAGUGGAAAGACUGAGUCCCAGUCAACUUAAUUCUUCCCCCUCUUCUUAUUCCCCCUCCAUUAUUUUGAAUUCAUAAUAAUGUGAUAAGUAAUUAAGGCAAAUUUUUCUCUCGUCCACCCCAAUCCCUGCAGUAGUUUCAUUCCAAUCACGUUGUCAUGCCAUUCACCCCCCCCACACACACUCCUUGUGAUGCUGAGUAUUGAAUAUGUGGAGAAAGCAAAUCAUGUGCACAAUCAUGAAUUUGUUUUGGUUAGCUUGUAUAUAAACUUUUUUUUUUAAUGAAA
Messenger RNA from Oncorhynchus nerka (sockeye salmon), 984 nucleotides. Its product is annotated as rho GDP-dissociation inhibitor 1-like. The transcript has 6 exons. Bases 97 to 714 code for a protein of 205 amino acids. Gene Ontology annotation, molecular function: protein binding; Rho GDP-dissociation inhibitor activity. Gene Ontology annotation, cellular component: membrane; cytoplasm; cytosol. The record is from RefSeq and is a predicted model, not a curated record. Lineage: Eukaryota; Metazoa; Chordata; Actinopteri; Salmoniformes; Salmonidae. Gene Ontology annotation, biological process: Rho protein signal transduction.